AUGCCCAACCGACCUCACCCUCACGUCGCAAUACCGCCUGGGGCUUCUCCGUCUGACCCUUCCUCAUCCUCCUCCUGGUCCUCCCAGCUAUAUCGAUCGCCGCCGCAAGAUUCCCGAGACCUCUGGUCCGACUAUGACUCUGCUAGAUAUUCGCCUGCUGCUUCAUCCUCCAUACCACAUAUUAGCUUGGAAGAUAGCUCUCACCCGUCAAGCCGUGCCGCUAGCUACUAUGAGCAUGACUCAGGUCAUAUCGCGUUCCCCGAACCCCAGCUCUAUCGGUCGGUUUCACAGCGGUCCUCUCUUCGCCCGAGUCCUACUGGAGUGCAUCGAGCCACCCGCAGUGAACUGACGGUUGGUACUCUGCAUCACACUGGAGAGUCGAGGCCACCUUCAUUCAUCUCUACGGAGAGCAGUCCGGACCUCGCUUACCGUGAUCUUUCUGAUGACAUUUCAAGCCUGACCGUUCAAGAGGAAAGACUUCACCACUUUCAGACCGGCCAGCUUCCCGAUGAGGACUCUCAAUGGCACCAGCUGGUACCGCGGUCAGUACGGGAGAUUCUGGAUGUGAAAGAAGUUCAAAGACAGUCAAACUUGUUCGAGAUCAUCAAGACUGAAAGAGACUACGUCAAUGAUAUGCAGUUUGUGAAGGAGGUCCUCAUUGAACCCCUGCUGAAUACCUCGCCCGUCCCGCAACACCGUCUAAGCGGCUUCGUAUCUGAGGUUUUCCACAAUCUCGACAUGAUACAGACCAUCCACCAGCGGCUGCGUGAUGACCUGUUCGCUCGACAACGUGACCAGCAUCCCCUUAUCCAAAGCAUCGCUGACGUCAUUCUUGCCAAUAUCCUUGAUUCACAGCAACUCUUCCGCAGCGAGUACGAGAAGUACAUCAAACAUUGGCCUCUGGCGCGAGCUCGCCACUCAGCAGAGUAUAAGCGUAACUCAAAGUACCAAUACUUCCUCCAGCAAUGCUACCAGGACCCCCGCUUGCUCAGACGAGACCUGCCCUCGCUGUUGUCUCGUCCUGUUACGCGGCUUCCGCGCUUGAAAUUUCAGCUUGAGGAUGCACUGAAGCAUACGGCACCGGAUCACCCAGACAUUGACGCGAUCCCCCCGAUCCUGGAUGUACUCAAUGACCUGAUCAAGAGCACGCAACCAGGUAUUGAAGUGUCCGAGGGCAAAGUACACUUCUGGGAGUUGUGCGAGAGCCUGGUCUACCAACAGGGGGAGAUCAUAGACUUGGACCUGUAUGAUGAGGCCCGCACUUUGAUCUAUUCAGGCCCGCUUUCACGACGCUACCGAUCUGAGAUGGGAUAUAGCUGGGCUAAUUUGCACGUAGCGCUUUUGGACAACUAUCUGCUUCUUUUAAGACCGGACCCAAGAUCGAGCGGGAGUACGAAGCACUCAGUUGUGUCGCGGCCCAUUCCACUUGAAUAUCUUCGCCUUGCCACGUUCUCCAGUCCUCCAGAGAUCCGCAAGGAGAAGAUUACAAAUGGCACCAUUUUCGACGCCUUCCGCAACAUCCAAAAACCAAUGUAUCCAUUCACCAUAUACCAUGCUUCCGCGAAGAUGAAUAGAAGAUAUACUCUAUACGCCGAUAGUGAAGAGAUACGGCAGGAGUGGCAUGCAUUAUUGGUGGAUGCGUUGGGUGUUCGGAAGGUACAACAAGAAGCCAACAUGUGGUUUGCCCCUCAUGUGGUCAGCGAGGGCUUUUUCAAAGAUCCUAGGACACUGUACACCCCUGGAGAAUUCACUGGCAAGGCUGUCACCGCAGCACCAUUCUCUAGCGGUGGCAGGAAUCUUCUCGCUGUAGCCUGCACAACGGGCGUUUACGCUGCAGUCAGAGGCGAAGCCGGCUUUCGAAAGGUCCUCAAUUUGGGGAAUGUCUCUAGCAUGGUCCCUCUCCCUAACCUUAAUAAGAUGCUUGUGCUCUGCGACAGUGGCCUCUCUGCAUACUCUCUGGAUCUCUUCGGGCGUGCAGGACUUGGCAUCUCCUCCCCACAGCAUGUCGAAGCCACUUGGGAACCAAUAGCUGGGCAGGAUAGUACAGUGUUAUUCUUCCGUGCUGGUAAACUUGGCCAUCGUACAAUGAGCAAGUUACUAUAUGUGUCGAAAAGCCUGCUUCAUCAGGUUCAUUUCCACGCAUUGGAAGUCUUGCGCGCGCCGGAUGGAACUCUGAGUCCUCGACGCACCAGCACGGGGCUUCUGUCGACACUUCAAUAUCGCACGUUCGGCGAGCCACUUGUGAUACCGAAAGACGUGUAUGCUAUCACCUCGCUGAAUAGAAGUAUCGGCAUAUGCACAGACAAGGGCAUAUGGAUCGUCGACCCAACAAAUCCAAAUACGACCGGCGCAAGUCCCACCAUAAUUCCGAAAUUCCAUGGUGCUGAGAGUAAUACGCCACUGAACACCCUCAAGUCACGAUGCGCAUCGGCUAAGCCGCUGGGUCUGGUGCGAUCUCGCGACGACGAGAUCUUAGUUGUUUAUGACGAACUCGGCUGUUACGUCAAUAAGCACGGCAUACCCAGUCGCUCCUCUGGCUACCUACGUUGGGAGUCUAAAGCAACUGCCUUCGCGCAUCGAGGAGAUCAUAUCCUUCUUUUCUCUUCCGACUUCAUCGAGGUACGGAAGUUGCAAACGGGAAAACUGGUGCAGGUAAUCGAAGACGAGGACAUCCGAUAUGUCUACCAAGGACUGCUUGCCACCGAGAACCCGAUACUCGUCGCGAUGAAGGGACGGGAGGAGCAGGCUUUCGUGAAUGACAGGAUCAUUGAACUUAUCGAGACGGCGGAGAUUACGACACCAAAGACCGCCUCAAUACCCGCGGUGUGGGAUGAGUGGGAUAUGUAG
This is a messenger RNA of Postia placenta MAD-698-R-SB12, 2847 nucleotides long. RefSeq lists its product as hypothetical. The coding region runs from base 1 to 2847 and encodes 948 amino acids. The record is from RefSeq and is a predicted model, not a curated record. The transcript has 15 exons. NCBI's taxonomy places the organism in Eukaryota, Fungi, Basidiomycota, Agaricomycetes, Polyporales, Adustoporiaceae. Gene Ontology annotation, molecular function: guanyl-nucleotide exchange factor activity.